Fusarium poae is the source of this 1641-nucleotide messenger RNA. RefSeq lists its product as uncharacterized. Gene Ontology annotation, molecular function: DNA binding. Lineage: Eukaryota; Fungi; Ascomycota; Sordariomycetes; Hypocreales; Nectriaceae. Gene Ontology annotation, cellular component: nucleus; cytosol. Bases 1 to 1641 code for a protein of 546 amino acids. The transcript is spliced from 5 exons. The record is from RefSeq and is a predicted model, not a curated record.
AUGAUAACAUCCGCAAUUCUAUACACAGCAUCGACUUCAGUCCCACCAAUCCCCACAUCUUCUCUUCACGACUCAAACACAACCGUCAAAGUGGCGAUCUUCACCCAGUCACGGGCGACGGCUCAAAUAGCCAAGAGGUCGACCCGAUGUCUUCAAUAUAGUCCCACGAGCCACACACGGCUCUUCGCUUCGGCAGCAAGCACAACACACCGUAAAGACAAGGCUAUUCUACCAGAACUAAGCGGGUCAUCUUCCUCUCGACCAUGGCAAAGCUCGGAAAACAGGACGUCGAUUACGCCAACACCAAAUAGUUCUUCGUCACAUUUUUACGUCCCCUCGGUCAUCCUCCCAGCCGAGGCCGCAAAAUCCGGGCCUGUACACAAAAUUCAUAUAUUGGGUGAAGAUGCGAGAUCGAGAUUCAUUGCUCACGCCCUGUGCAGUGUUUAUGACUCAGUCGAGAUGCUCCGAUUCCGAGACAUGCCUAAAUCAAGAUAUCGAAAUGUUGAAGAAGCACAGCCAGAACGAACAAGGAAAUCCGCAUAUGCUGAGAAAAACGCCGCCAUAGUCGAAGAGGACAACGAUGAGGGAUACGAAGCUACCCAAACAUCCGAUCGUUCACACAUCGAUGAGUUGAUUGUCACUGGUCGUGGUUUUGAAGCUGUCAAGGCAAUUGCCUCUGUUAAAGACAGGAUCGACGACAAAACGUCAGUAUGCCUUUUGAACGAAGGCAUAGGGGUUCUCGAGCAGGUCCGAAAACAUAUACUUGACGGGACUCAACCUGAACCAAAAUUCUUCUUGGGACAUAUGAGCCACGCAUUGGUAUUCAACCGGAAUCGGGACUCUGUCAAACAAUUAAAGGCCGGGCGAACAAUUCUGACCAGCGCCAAUGAGACACCAGACACAUCAAAGGAGUUGCACAUAUCCCUUGACGAGCCUGCGUUGAUACAAUCACUAAAACACGCCCAGCUGCUUCAGUCAGAUUACAGUACUUACGACCAAUGGCUUCGGUUCAAAUUACCCUCCCUAAUGUUUGCCGCUGCUGUUGAGCCCGUGUGCGUGCUUCUCGAUUUGCCAUACCGCGGUCUAACGACGAAUCGGUCAGGGCAAAAGAUGAUGAAUCAGCUGUUGGGGGAGAUGGCUCUAGUGACAGAAACUCUGCCAGAAGUUCAGGGCUCACCAGAUCUUAUAAAGUUCCUUCGUGGCGAAGGUCUCAAAAAGUUCUGUUAUCGUCGUAUCACUGGCAAGGCCAAUGCCCCAAAGCUUGAUCAGAUUCGAAAGGCUCGUCUGGAGCAGCUCAAGGCCCAAGGUGGCGGUAGUGGUGGAGGUGGUGGUUCUGGGCAACAAGAACAGCAACAGCGCCAACAACAGCAGCAAGAAGACGCCCGUCAACACAUCCUUAACCAGAUCCUUCACCCUGAAGCCGCCGACCGUCUAGGCCGCAUCCGUCUUGUCAAGGAGUCGCGCGCCGCCGACAUCGAGAACCGACUCAUCACACUCGCCCAGACAGGCCAGCUGCGACAAAAGGUCACCGAGGCGCAGCUCAAAGAACUUCUCAACGCCAUGUCCGAGAGUAAGGAAGAGGAAAAGAUUGUCGUAAACAGGCGCAAGGCUUGGGAUGACGAUGAUGAUUUGGACUUGUAG